AUGGGUGCUCUUUGGGCUAUCUGUUUAUUUUUUGCCUUUUUUGCGGUGUCUCAGUGUACCAUUAUUUCACGCAAAUACAUCGCAAAACUGCAACUGGGUGAUAAGAAAUCAAAUGAAGAACUUAUAGGAGAAAACAACUCUACAUCAGUCAUAGAGUGUGCAGCUCGCUGUCAAAGGGGCUGUAGUUUCUUUGGAUUUAAUCCUCAGAUAAAAAAUGUCGUACACACAAGAAGAUUUUCACGUCGGGGAUAUUUUAUGAGGGAGGUUGGGGAUAUUACUCACAUGAAUGUAUUUUUUCCGAUAGAUUGUAAAGAAAUUCAUGGAAAUGAUUACACAGAUUCCGGGGUGUAUGAAAUUUAUCCCUAUGGGACCAUUACCAGUCUUGUUCCUGUAUACUGUGACAUGACGACAAUGGGUGGAGGAUGGACAGCAAUCCAAAAACGUGUCAAUGGAUCCCUCAGUUUCGACAGAAAUUGGACAGCAUACAAUAAUGGUUUUGGUGCCCCUGAACAGGAUCUCUGGGUUGGAAAUGACAUAAUCCAUCAAUUAACAAAAGAAAACAACUCAUUCCUAUAUGUGUCAAUCACUCUCAAAGAUGGAUCAACGCUCUAUGAAUUGUACGAUCGCUUCUCUGUCUCCAAUGAAACUGAAAAAUAUCAACUCUUUCUUGCAGGACCUUCUAAUGGAACAUUAGGAGACAGUAUGACAAACACUACUAGCUAUUACACAAAUCUGUCUGGGAUGUUAUUCACCACCUCAGACAGGGAUAACGACGGAAGUAUGCGUAACUGUGCUGUUGAUUAUGGAGGGGGCUGGUGGUUUAACUGGUGUCACCAGGCCUUCCUUAACGGUCCCUGGAACAUGGCAUACUGGCUUUAUCCAUGGUACCCUAAAGUAGAGAGUGGGGCAUCUGUGAGGGGUACGAUAAUGAUGAUAAAACGUCACGAGUAGAUGGAGAUAUUUUAAGAAUUUGAAGGAAGAGUUUGACAAUAAUACAUCGAUUAGAAAAAAAAAUCUCAGAAAAGGGACAGUUUUAAAUGUAUAUUAAUCAUGAGGUUAAAUUUAUUUUUUUCCGAAAGGAAUAUUUAGUUUUAAGUGAAACAAGCCCUGAAGGUGAAAAGGAUUAUAUAUUUGAGGUGCUUCGUGUAUGAAUUAUUUGCUAAAGCAAUAAUUAAGGUGUAGUUACAUGUACAUGUAAUUUCCUUUACCAAAUGUACCCAGUUAAAUCUGUGCGUUUUAUGUGUUGUAAUAAAUUUGAAAACAAAAA
Messenger RNA from Saccostrea cuccullata (small rock oyster), 1267 nucleotides. Its product is annotated as microfibril-associated glycoprotein 4-like. The coding region runs from base 1 to 951 and encodes 316 amino acids. The transcript is spliced from 6 exons. NCBI's taxonomy places the organism in Eukaryota, Metazoa, Mollusca, Bivalvia, Ostreida, Ostreidae. The record is from RefSeq and is a predicted model, not a curated record.